Priapulus caudatus is the source of this 2221-nucleotide messenger RNA. RefSeq names its product phosphatidylcholine:ceramide cholinephosphotransferase 1-like. NCBI's taxonomy places the organism in Eukaryota, Metazoa, Priapulida, Priapulimorpha, Priapulimorphida, Priapulidae. The record is from RefSeq and is a predicted model, not a curated record. Gene Ontology annotation, cellular component: endoplasmic reticulum membrane; Golgi membrane. Gene Ontology annotation, molecular function: ceramide cholinephosphotransferase activity; sphingomyelin synthase activity. The coding region runs from base 28 to 669 and encodes 213 amino acids. Gene Ontology annotation, biological process: sphingomyelin biosynthetic process; ceramide biosynthetic process. The transcript has 4 exons.
GAUGUUGUCUGCUAAUGUUGCUUGUUGAUGUUGUAUAUUAAUGUUGCUUGUUGCUCUGGCAGGUGGAUAGUCAUGCGGCGGAUAGCGUUCAUCGUCGCGAUGCUGUACGCCUUCAGAUGCAUCACCAUGUUUGUCACAAUCCUCCCCGUGCCUUCAGAGGAGCUGAAAUGCUCACCAAAGACGGGCCUAUCGGUGAACGUGGUCGUGCGGCGGGCCAUCAAGCUGCUCAGUGGCUUCGGCUUGUCCGUCACGGGCGUGCACAACCUGUGCGGAGACUACAUCUACUCUGGACACACGUUCAUCCUCAUCAUGACCUACAUGUUCAUACGAGAAUACACGCCGCGCAGCUUUGUGAUACUGCACUGGCUCACGUGGCUGAUGUGCUGCGUCGGCGUGUUCUGCGUGCUCGCGUCGCACGAACACUACACCGUCGACGUCGUGCUCGCGUACUACAUCUCGACGCGGCUGUUCUGGUGUUACCACACGCUCGCCGCCUCCAGGGAACUCAAGCAGAAGCAGACGCCGUCCAACUACCUGACGCGCAACUUCUGGUUCCCGAUCUUCGUCUGGUUCGAGCGCAACGUCGGCGGGCCGCUGCCGAAGCAGUACUCGUGGCCGUUCCCCUGUCCCAAGUACGUCGCGUCGUGGAGCACCGAGUACCCUGCCUGAUGAUCACCGCUCGCUCCCCGUCGCCACCCCCGCCGCCGCUCGUCUUUCUACCGUCGCGCGCGCGUCUGAUGUGAUGCCGCGCGGGGGAGGACCGUGCGAGCGUCUGCACCGCCGCCUGCUAUUGGACCGCCGCCGCCGCUCGUCUUUCUACCGUCACAGGCGUCUGACGUGAUGCCGCGCGGGGGAGGACCGUGCGAGCGUCUGCACCGCCGCCUGCUAUUGGACCGCCGCCGCCGCUCGUCUUUCUACCGUCAUGCGCGCGUCUGACGUGACGCCGCGCGGGGGAGGACGACAUCGCCGGCGGUGGAUCUCCGCCGAUCUUCAUCGUCGACGCGUUUAUAUCGAGUGCAGGCUUCCAGCCGCGGUACGCAAAGUAUUAUUUCGAUCGCGGCGCGUGUGCGGCGCCCGCUCGCCCGAGUCGCGAUUGGCGAAUCGCGGCGCCCCCUAGUGCACUCGACGGACACAAGAUUUUGCGCACAACGGACAAUCGUGUAAUGAAAGCAGUCGUCGCGGUGGAUCGUCGGCGGAAUAACCGACGCGGAGUACGCGGAAGAGUUUUCCUACUGCCGGAUCGGAAAUCCACCGAGGUGUCUCCUUGUGUGUCGGUGGCAGAGCUGAACUCGUGCGUGCGUGCGUGCGUGCGGGGGUGGAGGGGGGGGGACAUGGAGCCGGCAAGGAGCUUCUGUGUUGUGAUAUAUUUCUUGCCAUCCUUUUUUCGUUUUGCGCUUCGUGCCGUCGGCUUUCAGGCGCACUACUCGCCCACAGGCGGCGCCGCGAACAAUGCGGCUCGCGCGACGCCGCCGCUCGAGGGCCGCGGGAGGCGCCUCGUCGCCGCGGGAGACGUUUCGAGGCGAGACGCGUGACGCCUCGCCGUCUCUGCCGUCGCUUGUCCUCGCGUCGCUGUAAAUAACGUGUGUGUGUGUGCACGUGUGUAUUUUUGUCUCGCAUGUUGUCUCCGGAUGAACUAACUCGCGUUCCCUCCCUCCGUGCGAGCGGAGACGACGACGGCGACGACCUUGACGAUGACCUUGCGAUGGUGACCUUGCGAUGGCGGCGUCCGGCGACCCGGCUUCCCUGGUCGACCACGCUGUCAGAACGCCCGGUGCAUUCGUCGCAAACCGACGUGGCCGAAGCCACUGGUCUGCAUGCAAUCCCUCUCGCCUUCUAUAUAAGGCUGGCCCAGUCAUAGAGGGGAUAUGCCAGAAGUGGCCUUUAUGGAAAGGUGGCCUUCCUGCAGAGGUGCUUUCGCUAUGUGACUUAUGGGAGAGGCGAGUCAUGUUAGACGUGGCCUGUACGAGCAGGCGGCCGGCCUUUCUGUGGAGGUCGGCGUCUGCGGAGAAACGACCGCUAUCACGGAGGGUUUCGCCGCGCGUGCAGAUCAAUGGCCGACGCUCGGGAGGAGCCAAUCGCCCUCGCCGUGCGGCCGACCGUGAAACAAGCGGUGCUGCCCCCUCGCACGCCCGCGAUUUCUCGAUCGGGGCGGCGAGAGUUUCGGCCACGCAGGGGGCGCCACGCGAUGUUUCUCGCCGUGUUGUCGUCGUUGCGGGGGAGG